UACUAUGCAUAAAAAAAAUAAAAACAUCAACUCAGAUAUAAACAUUAGACCAAAACAGAUGUUUUAUAUUCUAUGUUAAAACAGCUGUAUAGACAUAUUCUGUAAGUAACAUUUCGAAACCAAUUUACCAACACUAAACGAUGUUCAUUCGCACCAGUGAAACACUUAAAGAAAUUCAAUAAAAUAUGGUUAAAAAUAUCGAUAUAUUUUUGAUAAGAACACGGCAUGCUGGGGUCUGCCGGAAAAGCAACUGCUGGAAAAUCAACUACGGGAAAAGUUGACCAUUGCGAGUUUCUGUCCUACCUACAGACUCUGGGAGAUGUGCUGCCGGAAGACGCCGCCCUUCAGCUGGCCCAGCGAAUACGGGCGGAGGAGGAGGAGGCUAGACACGCCGACACGUGCGGCGGCGCCAACAACCAAGCCUCAUUGAAUGUCUCAUUUCGGGUUUACUACCACAUAGUUCACAAAUAUGAGCUGCAGGACAUCCACUUUGGUGACCUGCCUGAAAAACUCACCCAUGACCAGCCCAGUGCAUUCCUGAUGCUUCAGUCGGUGCUUCUAACUGACCACUGGAAGCAGCUGGAUCCAAUACUUUUAGAGGAAAAGUGCAUCACUGCCGUUCUCGAAGCUCUCAAGAGAAAUAGUCCCAGUCUUUUGCCCAUUUUGAAGGCCACUAACCUUCUGGUGAAAAAGUUUCCGAGAUUGGAGCUUCUCCGCCUGCGCCUGGAGCACUUCUACCGCUGCCUGCAGCGGCAGAGCCAAACAGGAUCUCGGGAGGAGACCCUCACAUUGUACAACCACUGCUGCAAGCAGACGGUUCGAGCAUUUUCUUACUUUCGGUUGAUCGUGGAAUUCUGGCCGUGGACAAAUCGGAAUAAGUACUAUCUGUUGAGCGGAAUAUUGAACUCCCAUUCGUUGUCGGAGCUGCUGGCCACCACCAACCAAAGCGAAGAAGACUUCUUCAACGGACUGCGUUUAAGUUUAAGCUACAAGGGACUGCGGGCCGCGAGUCAGUAUCCAAUAAAGAGUCUCAGCAACCAACGAUCGCCUGCGCUGCUUGCUGCCAGUGUGGAGUUGUUGGUCAGCGGAAACAUUGCCGAGAUUCAGAACUUCCAUUCCCAGUGGUUUCUUCGCAUACAGCAGCGAGAAGUGCUGUUUGAGCUUUUGCAAGCCAAUCCGUAUAUUGUGGAGUUCAUGGGCUGUGUCGAGGACCUCAAAUCGGCGGGCGAUCAGUUGCGCCUGAUUUUGAUAUUUAGCAUGUUCGCCAAGGAGAUAUACAACGCCUCGAGACUGCAUUUCUUCAAGAUUAGCACGGAACUGCUCACCAAUUGCAGUCACCUGGAGUUGGACGCUCAGCUGCUGGUCUUUCGCUUCCUGGUGGACAAUCUGAGCAACUUUGCGGUGGAGGACUGCCUAGAAUUCUUUCACAGUUUCAUUGACCGCCAUCGAGCUGUGGAGAGCGCCGAGUUCCGGAACACGAUGCUGGGAAAAAUACCAACAAUAAUUAACCACACGGCUAAGCACUUCCACAAAGCCUUAAAAUCGGACAUCGGCGUGGGAGGAGAUGCUCUGGCCCACAACAUCAAGCGAUUCUUCUUGCACCUGCAGGAAAUCAUCGAACGAGACAUCGGCAACGAGGUCUAUCAGCCCAAUAUCUUUGCCCUCAAGCUGCUGGAGGUCCUGAACAAGUCUCUGUAUGCCGACCACGUCGUUAAGAAUGCCAAGAUGUGCAGCACCCAGCAGAACCAGCAGAUGGGAAAGUUUCUGAUGGACCAUGGAGUCUUCAGGCCUCAGAUAGUAGCUAAGAAGCUUUUUGAAUCCCUGAAUAAUCCUCAAGGCUUCGAUGACGCCCUUGAGCUGACUGUAGUCCUGUUGAUUCAGCUAAACUACUUGGAUAAUGAAAGGAGCUUGGAUCGUUGCUUCGAACUUUGCGACAGCUCGGACGUGGACGAGUGUUCCUUGGUGACGCUGUACGCCAAGUUGGCUUUUGCCAAGGAGCCACCCAAGGAAACGGAUUUCAAAGAAUGCCUCGACCGAUUGACGCUUAAAAUUGAUUCCUAUCUGGAGGAUCCUCUGAGCACUGCCAAGAUUGGCGGUCAUCUCUUUGGCUAUCUUUGCGUACUUGACGAGGUGAUAAAAUCAAAGGGUCCGGUGGAUCAACCUCUUGAGGAUUUGUUGCCGAUUCUUGAUCGCAUUCUGAAGGGCGUUCUGCAGUUCCUCAAUUUGGCCAACACGAGGCGCAAGGCAGAGGCAACCACGGCCGCCAGUUUCCAGGACAUGGACGAGAGUCUUCAGCUGCUGGUAAGCGAGAGCUCUUUUAAGUCCGGAGAUGACGAUGAGGCUUGCCGGAAGUACUUGCUCAUGAGCUUUUGGCUUACUCUAAAGGGUUGUUGUGAUGUGGCGACGACCAUAGGAUGCAUUUUGCUGGAAACCUUCCAGAAAACCGUAAACUGUGCAGCUUUGAGCCGCUGUCUGGACAUCAAUGUCUCUGUUCUGACCCUCUGUCGCCAUAAAGGAGCAAUUGAAGCUGCUGGGUUGAGUAUAGGAAGACUUACCCGCAGCAUAACUAGUAUCCUAGACAGCUCAGACGCUGGUUUUCAGUUGUUGCACGAGUGUCUCGAACGUGAGCUCCUGGCCGAUAGUCGCCAGGUGAGCACCACGCGUCGAGGAGCUGGUUUCGCGAUUAUGUUCUUGCACGUGUUGAAGAACGAUAAUCCGCAACAGCGUUUGGUUCUUCACAAGGCCGUUCAACAGAUUCUAAAGAGGCUAAAUAGUGUGACAGGGGCUGCUCCCACGGACAGCAACCAUGAUCGAUGGGAAUCCUUGGCAUUGCAUUAUCUAUGCGUUCUGGUGCGUGACACGGAACUGAGGCCAUCCAUGUGCAAGUACUACAACGAGAUUCUUCUCGUGGCUAUGGAGCACAUCCAUAAUCCUGAAUGGACCAUCUCGAAUGCGGCACUGCAGCUGUUUGGCGCCAGUCUGGGGAAGCUAGUGGGCCAGCGUCAGGCCACGGAGUUCGAUACGCGUCCAGCUUGGGAACCCAGUGAACUGGAUUACGACGAGCUGGGCUGCCUGCUGCCCAAAGCUUGUGAGCACAUGUUGGAGUGCUGCGAUCGGCAGGAAGUGACCUCCUCCAUAAUACUCUUUCUCGCCUUUCUCUCCAAGGUGGAGCAUCUGCGCACUUCGGAUGGCAAGGUGCCGAAUCCUUUGCUGCUCCGCUUCCGCCGUCUUAGCUGGCGGCUUUUGCGGCACAAGUGCGAGCAGGUUCGUCAACUAGCCGCCACCUGUUUUGUGCGCUCGCACGAGUUCCGUUGUGAUCUUCCAGCGGUACUGCUCUCCAGUGCUAAGUUAGCCGCUCAUCUGAGUGAUGAGAACUUCUACGAGGGACUGAUCUAUGCUCUCACAGCUGGGGUAUUGAAACUGCAGUACGAGGCACGCUAUGUGUGGAGUCAGGAACGCCUGGAAAAGUAUUUUGAAGAACUUCUUAUACUAUUGGACAUCACUGAGCAAGUUCAGCGCUUCAAACCAUACACGCGUAAUGUUCUUUUGGAAUUCCUGAGGCUGUUGGGGAACAAAGAUAAGGUGACUUUGGUGGAAAAUCUUAGAUAAGUUAAUUGUAUCUAAUUCGCAAUCUAGACUAAGCGAAAAGUUUUCAUUCUCGGCCAACGCUUUUACAACUACUCAAAUUACGCAUUUAAUAUUUGUACGCAGUAAACACAAUGAAAGUAAUUACCAAA
This is a messenger RNA of Drosophila ananassae, 3737 nucleotides long. RefSeq lists its product as uncharacterized. Lineage: Eukaryota; Metazoa; Arthropoda; Insecta; Diptera; Drosophilidae. The transcript has 3 exons. Gene Ontology annotation, biological process: tRNA methylation. The coding region runs from base 226 to 3609 and encodes 1127 amino acids. Gene Ontology annotation, cellular component: cytosol. The record is from RefSeq and is a predicted model, not a curated record.